Messenger RNA from Seminavis robusta, 2802 nucleotides. Lineage: Eukaryota; Bacillariophyta; Bacillariophyceae; Naviculales; Naviculaceae. The record is from the annotation of a GenBank genome assembly.
CCAUUAUCGUCGGCGCUGGAUCGCUGAUGAAGGCUGGAACAUUAAACAGCCGCAAUCGUCCACUACAAAACCACAGCAACGACAACCGAGCACUACUAGUAUUUUUCAGAAGACCGCAACAUCAUUGCCACCACAGCCAACAACUAAUAGCUCUCAUCCUCAUCCUCAUCCUCAUCUAUACACAUCAUGAAAGAAACUAAAUGUACUACAAGUACCGGUAUAGAAGCCCCUGCGGCUCCGGUGGAAGACGAAGGCAAAGACUUGGAAGCAGCAGAAGUGGUCCCGCUAGUAACAGAAGCCACUGAUAAGGCUAAGGCCAAGGCUAAGGCCAAGGCUGAGGCCACCCAAGACUCAGGAUCAGGCACUCAGGAAUCCGCAAAAGCUGCAAAAGCUGAUACCGAUGAGAGUGGUACAUGUAGCAUCUGGGCUAUGCCAAUGCCAAGAGACAGCGGUGCUACUGAGGCCACCACUGAUAGUACAUGUAAGGUUAGCAAGGUUAGCAGGGGUAGCUUUGCGGUUACCGGUAGCAUGGGUAGCAUUACGGGAGAAACCAGGCAUCCGUUCCUGCAAGAGUUGGUAGAAGAUGUCGGAGAUCAGCGAGUCCCUGCGGCGCCCGUACCCUCGGGCAAGAUUGGUAAGAUACACAAGAUGGACGCUAACGCUCAAUCGCUGCCCUUGCCAUCUGCUUCAGGCAAUCCAGGAGCGUUUGCUGUGGAGAGUCCCAUGGCGUCUGCUUCCUCUACUGCUGGUACCAGUGUGCAGUUAGCGCCACCACUACCGGUAGCUACCACUCCAUCCACUGUCUCCGCGUUUGCUAUACAGCCACUCCCAGAUCAUGGAACCCGCCCAACAAGAAAUACUGAUCAGAUACAUCAAGGACCAGGGGCCGUUGCGGUCAGGGGCAGGCCCCUAUUUGCCACGUCAACUUCACCAGGACAAAGACAAAGACAAAACAAUACCACUGCAACCAGUACCAGCUCCAACCAGGGAUUGGCAGUUGCAAACUUGGUAGACGAGGAAGUACAUCCGGCAUUUCCAGCAGAACCUCAAAGUUCUACGGGUACAACUGCUACUCAAAAAACAAAAGACAAAACCAAGCAACUCAAGACCAAUAUCCUUCUGUUGGCAAUGCUCCUCAUUGCCAUUGCUACUGUGGCCAUUGCCGUGGUGGUUUCGGGAAACAAGAAAAACAAUACUGUGGCGUCCUCCGUGGCCCCUACCAUUUCCCCUUCUGCAGCACCGACAUCCCUGGAGGCAUCCAUUCUCUCUCUCCUUCCCGACGAAACCAUUUCGGCCAUUACCAACCAUGCCGGGUCACCACAAGCCAAAGCAUGGCAGUGGCUUCUCCAAGACCCCUCUCUUUCGUCCUUAUCAUCAUCAGAAGAACGUAUCCAGCAACGGUUCGCAUUGGCCACAUUCUUCUUUGCCACACAAGGAGACAAAUGGGCAGUCAAUACCCACUGGCUCGACUACACCGUACACGAGUGUGAAUGGUUCCAAAAAGAGGAAUUCGCCAGAAAAGAUCUCAUUGCCAAGUUUCUUCCCGGAUUCUUGACCAAUUUCUUUCCUUCCACCACAACAGUACCACCAAGAUGCAACGUUGAUGGUCUCCUACAACAGCUCUGGCUGGACCAGAAUAAUCUCGCUGGCUCAAUCCCAGAAGAACUCUUUUUGUUGACGAACCUCCAAACCGUGUCCAUGGCGUUGAACGAACUACAAGGUACCAUUUCCACCAAUGUAGGCAUGCUCACGGCACUCGAGGGUCUAUCCAUUGCAGAUCUUGAGGAUGCCGGAACCAUUCCGUCUGAGAUUGGGGUAUUGACUAAUCUCCGAUUUCUCAGCAUUGAUCGGAAUAACCACCAAGGAUCCAUUCCCAGUGAAUUGUGGCAGUUGACCAACCUCGACACACUGGGGUUGACCACACAUCCACAGCUCAAAGGGAGUCUUCCUACUGAAAUUGGCCUUUUCUCCAACCUCCGCUGGCUCAUUAUGGACAAUUGCGAUUAUUCCGGAACCAUCCCUACGGAAAUUGGUCUAGCAACCACUCUGGAAUGGCUCGUACUUCUCGAGAAUCGAUUUUCCGGAACUCUUCCAAGCGAAGUAGGAACUCUUCCCAACAUUGUUGUCUUCAGUGUAGCAGGAGACAUGAUGGAAGGGACACUUCCGACAGAGCUAGGACUACUGACGACGCUGACAUUGCUCCGGUUUGCUGAUAAUCAAUUUAGCGGCGCAGUCCCAACUGAAUUUGGACUGUUGACGGAACUCAACAUUACGCUGAGUUUCAAGCACAAUGGGUUUCUCACAGGAACCAUCCCAUCUGAGCUGGGGCUUCUUUCCAACUUGUACGAGCUCGAAUUGCAAGGAAAUCAAUUUUCGGGUCCGAUCCCAAAAGAAUUUGGCCAACUCUCCUCGUUGGGCCACCUCACAUUGGCCAACAAUUUGCUUUCCGGCAUGGUGCCUCUGGAAUUGUCAGCUCUGGGGGAAUCCCUCUAUGCGUUGACCAUGGAAGGCAACCCCUUGCUGCAGGGAACCAUUCCCGAAGCAGUGUGCAAUGUGAGCAGCACCUGUGUAGGCAAUGCCAUGCAUGUGUGCGAAGGGGAGGGCUUGUCAUUUGACUGUACAAACCUUUUGUGUGGUUGUGGCUGUGAUUGUGAUCUUAGAUAGCGCUGGCAGCAUUGUAACAGUGAGAAGGCAUUCAUAACAAAUGACUGCCAUACACUCUAGAUUGUCGUUCGGCAACGAAUCGAAUCGAAUCACUUCGUCGCGUACUCGGUAAAUGCAUUGUAGAAUUCGUGCUAAUAC